GACUCAGUCGGUCAUCUGUCUCUCACUCUCCGAGUUGUUUUUCGGCCUUUCUCCGGCUCAGUGGUUAGCUUUUGACACGCGCCGCGGCUUUCCCCGGCGGGUUCUCACGUCGGGGCGCAUUCUAUCUUACUUUCUGCGGCAAUUUUUCAUCGGAAUAAGGAAACGUGGUUUGGCAGGAAAAUCCAUUUCUGAGUUUGCCCAAUGGUUAAUCAGUCGAUGAAUCGUUUUCGCUACAGUUUCUUUUCAGUUAUAGAAGAUUCAUCGCUCAAGAAGAGACAAGGGCCGCACCAAGGAAUCGUUUACAAUGUUAUCAGCCGUUUUCAGUCGCAGUUGUCAAAAUCAGACAAGCCGGAAAACGAGUUAGAACAGGUACAGGGAGUGAAGGAGACAUCUACUAAUGUCUCUUUGAGGUCUGAGAUUCAGAAGAGGAAACGCUAUGAUUCUGGGAGUGACAGUUAUAGCUCGGGUGAUGAAGAUACAAACGAUGGAAAAUGGAAGUUGGACUUAGCCUGGCUCACGAAGGCCCUCGAACCAGCUCUGCAAUUGCGUAGGUGGGCUCUUCCAACAGGAUCUGGAGAGAAAUCUCCCUCUAGCACUCGAUCUGUCUCGGAGAUCAUUGCCAGCAUUCAGAGGAGUAAGAUUGGGGUUGAGGGUUGGACCUUGGGUGAUCUUACAAUCGGUCUAUAUCUUAUAUACCUCCGACAAGCAUCUUUGAAUCCGUCUGAGGAUGUCAAGGGUGUAGAAGUUGUGUCAGACUCUACAGUUCAUGAUCUGAUAUACCAUACCGAGUUAGCCAAAGGUUGUUACAGGGAUAACGUCGCUGGUCUUGCAAGGAACAGUAUGCUUCGAGAGAAAAACAUUGUGAAAUUUGUAAAGGAUUCCAGCGUUAUGAGGCCUGGAUACUACAUAGGAGUUGAUCAUCGGAGGAAGCUCGUGAUCUUUGGAAUACGGGGGACACAUACCAUCUAUGAUCUUAUAACUGACAUUGUUUCUUCAAGCGAGGAUGAGGUCACUUUUGAAGGAUAUUCGACCCACUUUGGAACUGCUGAAGCUGCACGCUGGUUUCUUAACUACGAAUUAGAAACCAUACGGAAGUGUUUGGAGAAGUAUGAGGGAUACAGGUUAAGGUUGGUUGGUCAUUCUCUUGGAGGUGCUAUAGCUUCUUUACUAGCAAUAAUGCUCCGUAAAAGGCCCCAGAAGGACUUGGGAUUCGACCCUGAAACUGUUUCGGCAGUUGGGUAUGCAACACCUCCUUGCGUUUCGAAAGAGCUUGCAGAAAGUUGCUCCGAGUUCGUUACAACAGUAGUAAUGCAGGAUGAUAUUAUACCUAGGCUAAGUACAGCAUCUCUUGCAAGAUUGAGGAAUGAAAUCCUACAGACUGAUUGGACAAGUGUGAUUGAGAAGGGAGAAUGGAAAAGUGUUAUAGAUUUGGUGACAAACGCAAAGCAGGUUGUCUCCUCUGUGCAAGAUGUAGCACGAAAACUUUCAGAAUAUGCAAAAUUCAGCAAGAAGACAGACUUCUCUGAUAGUUCCACCAUGAACGGAUCAUCUGCUGCUCCCGCUGUCCCUCUGAUCUCCGAGCCAGCGACAGGAGCUGGUAAUGCCUUAAAGAAGAAGGAAACCGACGUCAGUGAGCCUGAAGAGUUAUAUGUACCUGGAACGGUAUACUAUCUGAAGAGAAACCUACGCCGAAAAACCAAAAGCGGAGGAGGGAAAGGAGUAGAAUAUUUCACAUUGUGGAGGAGAGAUCCCGGCCUGCAUUUCCAGAGAAUAGUUCUGUCGGGCAACUUCAUUUCGGACCACAAGUGCGACAGCCAUUACUACGCCCUGCGAGAUGUGCUCAAAGGAUAUAAGGGUCACAUCGAGGAAGAAAUCUUCAGAAAGAGAGAUGAGUAAAACAUAAUCCUCGCCAUUCUCAUCUAUUUCCUUCCAUUUGGAUGAACGUACGUUUGCCUGUACCAUAAAAGCUGUGAAUCUCCGGACCUUUUGUCUCUGUGUCUGUUUCAUGAAGAAUUGGAUCAAUGGCAGCUUAGCUGCUCUUUGAGAAGAGGGGUUUUGUUUUGUUUUCAGUCACUCUUGGCUUUGAUUGGCACUUUAUGAGUGGUUUAGAUAAGCAGGUUAACCCUAGGGUUAUAAACCUAACUCUCCACGCCAAUCCAAUCAAAUAAAUUGUAUUGGUCA
Messenger RNA from Tarenaya hassleriana, 2181 nucleotides. Its product is annotated as sn1-specific diacylglycerol lipase beta. NCBI's taxonomy places the organism in Eukaryota, Viridiplantae, Streptophyta, Magnoliopsida, Brassicales, Cleomaceae. Bases 202 to 1896 code for a protein of 564 amino acids. The transcript is spliced from 8 exons. Gene Ontology annotation, biological process: lipid metabolic process. The record is from RefSeq and is a predicted model, not a curated record.